AUGGCAGCUAAAUGUGUGUGUUCCAGCCCUUACGAUGGAAGGUGGAGCAAAACUAUGGUGGGGUACGGGCCAGAAGACAGUCACUUUGUUGCAGAAUUGACCUACAAUUAUGGUAUUGGAGAAUAUCGCCUGGGCAAUGACUUCCUGGGCAUCACACUCGUGUCCAGCCAGGCUGUGAGCAAUGCUAAGAAGAUGGGGUGGCCCCUCAAAGAAGUCACAGCUGGUAUUUUUGAAGCUGAAGCCCCUGGGGGAUACAAGUUCUACUUGGAAGACAAGGAGCAGCUCAAGCAAGAUCCUGUGCUGAAGGUAACCCUGGGUGUCUCCGACCUGCAGAAGUCUGUUAACUACUGGUCUGAUUUGCUCGGGAUGAAAGUAUAUGAGAAGGAUGAGGAGAAACAAAGGGCUUUGCUGGGCUAUGCAGAUAACCAGUGUAAGCUGGAGUUGAAGGCUGUUGGAGGAGCAGUGGAUCACGGGACGGCGUUCGGGCGCAUUGCCUUCUCCUGUGCCAAGGAUGAGUUGCCAAACAUCGAAGCACUGAUGAAAAAGGAGAAUCAGAAAAUUUUAACACCUCUGGUUAGCUUGGACACGCCUGGCAAAGCCACAGUGCAAGUGGUUAUUUUGGCUGAUCCUGAUGGCCAUGAGAUCUGCUUUGUGGGAGAUGAAGCAUUCCGAGAUCUGUCCAAGGUGGACCCCAAUGGUGACAAAUUGUUAGAUGAUGCCAUGGCAGCAGACAGCAGUGACAAGUGGUUUGCUGCUCAGAAGAAGAAGAAAGCUGCUGCCUAGCUGGAGGAGAG
Molecule: messenger RNA, 794 nt
Organism: Chaetura pelagica (chimney swift)
Lineage: Eukaryota; Metazoa; Chordata; Aves; Apodiformes; Apodidae
Gene: GLOD4
Product: glyoxalase domain containing 4
Exons: 7
Coding region: 1-783 (260 amino acids)
Source: RefSeq, a predicted model, not a curated record